UAUAUAUAUUUUUUAUGUAAUUAAUAUUUCAAAAUAACUGUCAUAUUAAUAAAUAUUUUUUUUUUUUUAAGUAAAUAUUUACCCUAUUUAAUAUAAUAUAAACCAUUACAUUUCGAAAUAAUAAUGUCUUCAAAUUUCAUCAAAAAAGAAAACACCAGUGAAAUAAUUCAAGCUAAUUUAUUGAAGUAUACAUUUCUUGCCAAACGACAAGAAUUACAUAAAAAUGUAGUGCCCAUGAAGUACCGUAACAACAAUAAACUAGCAAUUGUACGACUAGAAAAUGAACAGACCAACCUUUUGACAAACCUUAAUAUUGCAUUAUCUAAAUCAAAAAUGAAACAUGAUAAAAAAAACAGAAAAGCUAUCAAUAAACUAUGCAAUAAAAAAACACAAGCAUACGAAAAUCUUCAACUUUUCAAUAGGUACUUAGGUGUUUUAAAUGAAGAAAUUCGUCUUAGCCAAAUUAAAAAUUCAGAAAAAAAUGAAUAUUUAAAAAACCAAAAAUCGAAAACUUUCAAAGAACCAAAAAUAAAUUGUAACCUGAACAAUGUGUUAUUUAGACAUACCCGUAUUUACAACAGUAAAGUCAAAGAACAAAAAGAGUUAAGGCAUACAUUAGACGGAUUAAUUCAACAAUUAGGGAAAAAAAAAGAAAAAUAUGAUUCGAUAAUGUAUCAACUAAAUAAAGCAGCUAAACUUUUAAAACGUGUUGGUGAAAAUGCAUUAAAAUCUAACAAAGAUAGGGAGCAAGCGCAUAUUAAUUUAUUAGCUUUUCAAGAAACUAGUAGGAUGGAAAAAAAACAACGAGGAUUGAGAAUGUAUAUGGCAGAAUAUAAAUUUAAAAACGACCUUGAAAGUUGCGAAUUUCUUCAAAGAAAACAUGGCGAACGUUAUAAUAGUCAAGUUAUUUACAAUGGUAAAGAGGAUAUUAAGGAAAACAAAAUACAAAAUGAUAACGAAGAACUUAUAACAUUAAUGAAACACUUGGUUCACAUAAGUGGAGAUACUGAUUUAAAAAUGAUUGUAGAGAAUGUAUUAAAAAUCAAUUAUAAUAAAAAGAGUUUAUUUCGUCAUUUAAUGUUCCUAGAACAACAAUGUUUGGAUUUGGAAAAUUCUAUAAACCACGAUCAAAAUAUUGCUAUUGAUAAGAAAAUAUUAAAUGAUAAUAGGAUAAGCCAUAACGAAUGUAUAUUAAAACAAUAUUUUGAGACAGUCCAAACAAAUGGUCGAGUUUUAAAAUCAACACAAGAUUUAACGGAUAACAUGAAAAUAAUGUACGAAGAGUUAUGUGAUAAGAUCUACACGUAUAUAUGUCGACCUUUAAAAAUUAAAAUAAAUGAGCCAUUAAAUGAAAAAAAUAUUUUGGAAUAUAUGACAGAAAUAGAAAAUAAAUCAUAUGAACUUCUAUAUAAAAUAAACUGCAUUGAAAACAGCUGUAUAACUGGACAAACUGAAGAUCCAAUGACAUCCGAUGGAGAAUCAACACAAAAUCUAAUUAUUAAAGAUUAUAAUGGCAUAGAAGUGAAAAUGCAUCAAAUUCUCCAGAUGGAGGAAAUCGAUUCAACACAGCAUUUGCUUGAUAAUGGUCUUAAUAAUUCACAGACGUUAACUACAUGCCAAGAGAAGCAAGCCGGCAUCGUACGGAUGAAGUCUAUUCUCAACGUAUAGAAGUGUAUAAGUGAUAAAAUAGAAAGAAAAAUUGAAAAAUAAACAGGGAUGAGAAUAUAAUUCUUGAAAGUGAAUGAGCUGCUAAAAUAGAUACAUGGAAAUUAUGAAAAAUAAUUGGUCAAAAUUUAAAACAUAUAUAAAUAUAAAUUACUUGGAUAGUUUUAUACAUACACAUACAAUAUUAUUACUAAACAAUAUAAUAAAGCUAAAACUAAUUUUAUA
Messenger RNA from Aphis gossypii (cotton aphid), 1890 nucleotides. RefSeq lists its product as uncharacterized. NCBI's taxonomy places the organism in Eukaryota, Metazoa, Arthropoda, Insecta, Hemiptera, Aphididae. Bases 124 to 1668 code for a protein of 514 amino acids. The record is from RefSeq and is a predicted model, not a curated record. The transcript is spliced from 7 exons.